AUGGUUUCUGGGCCCCUGGCACUACGGUGGUACGCGUGGGCAGGGCGAGGGGACAUGGGGCCCGACAUGGAGCUGCCCAGCCACUCCAAGCAGCUCUUGUUGCAGCUGAACCAGCAGAGGACAAAGGGCUUUCUGUGUGAUGUCAUCAUCAUGGUGGAGAACUCCAUCUUUCGGGCCCACAAGAAUGUUCUGGCUGCCAGCAGCAUCUACUUCAAGUCCCUAGUCCUGCACGAUAACCUCAUCAACCUGGACACGGACAUGGUCAGCUCCACGGUGUUCCAGCAGAUCCUGGACUUCAUCUACACGGGCAAGCUGCUGCCCAGCGACCAGCCAGCUGAGCCCAAUUUCAGCACUCUCCUCACUGCCGCCAGCUACCUCCAGCUGCCCGAGUUGGCAGCCCUCUGCCGUCGUAAACUCAAGCGAGCCGGCAAGCCCUUUGGCUCCGGACGGGUGAGUGCCACCGGCAUGGGGAGGCCUCCCCGCAGCCAGCGGCUGUCCACAGCCUCUGUCAUCCAGGCACGGUAUCCGGGGCUCAUGGACGGACGCAAGGGGGCCCACACCCCCCAGGAGCUCCCCCAGGCCAAAGGCUCGGAUGACGAGCUCUUCCUCGGAGGCUCAAGCCAGGAGGGCGUGCAUGGCCUGAGCCGGGCUGUCUGUCCCACCAGUGGGGAGGCUGGCCUGGGCAGCUGCAGCACCAAUGGGAGCAGUGGGGGCUGCGAGCAGGAGCUGGGCCUGGACCUGUCCAAGAAGAGCCCUCCCCUGCCCCCUGCUACCCCCGGUCCCCCUCUGACCCCGGAAGACCCGGCCCAGCUGAGUGACAGUCAGCAUGGCUCGCCCCUCUCAGCCUCUGCCCCUCCUGUUGCCAACAGUGCCUCUUAUGCUGAGCUGGGGGGCACCCCCAAUGAGCCCAUGGAUCUGGAGGGGUCUGAGGAUAACCACCUGAGUCUGCUGGAGGGGCCUGGUGGGCAGCCCCGGAAGAGCCUGCGGCACUCAGCCCGCAAGAAGGAAUGGAGCAAGAAGGAGCCUAUGGUGGGGUCCCCCUUUGAGCGGAGGGAAGCGGGGCCCAAGGGCCCUUGCCUGGGGGAAGAGGGCGAGGGGCUAGGGGACAGGGUUCCCAAUGGCAUCCUGGCCAGCAGCGUUGCGGGGGGUGGCCCCAGUGGGCCUUACACGGAGCCCCCGUACUCCUGCAAGGAGGAGGAGGAGAAUGGCAAGGAUGGAAGUGAGGACAGCGGGCAGAGUGGGAGCGAGGGGGGCAGUGGCCAUGCUGGUACCCACUACAUGUACCGGCAGGAGGGCUACGAGACGGUGUCCUAUGGGGACAACCUGUAUGUGUGCAUCCCCUGCGCCAAAGGCUUCCCCAGCUCUGAGCAGCUCAAUGCCCACGUGGAGACACACACAGAGGAGGAGCUGUUCAUCAAGGAGGAGGGUGCUUACGAGACAGGCAGCGGUGGCGCUGAGGAGGAGGCUGAGGACCUGUCAGCGCCCAGUGCGGCCUAUGCUGCUGAGCCCCGGCCCUUCAAGUGCUCCGUCUGCGAGAAGACCUACAAGGACCCUGCAACGUUGCGGCAGCACGAGAAGACACACUGGCUGACUCGGCCCUUCCCCUGCAACAUCUGUGGCAAAAUGUUCACCCAGCGCGGCACCAUGACACGUCACAUGCGGAGCCACCUGGGCCUGAAGCCCUUUGCCUGCGAUGAGUGUGGCAUGCGCUUCACCCGCCAGUACCGCCUCACUGAGCACAUGCGCGUGCACUCGGGCGAGAAGCCCUAUGAGUGCCAGCUCUGCGGAGGCAAGUUCACCCAGCAGCGCAACCUCAUCAGCCACUUGCGCAUGCAUACUUCCCCCUCCUAG
Molecule: messenger RNA, 1851 nt
Organism: Puma concolor (puma)
Lineage: Eukaryota; Metazoa; Chordata; Mammalia; Carnivora; Felidae
Source: RefSeq, a predicted model, not a curated record